UUCAGAGGGUCCCACUAUGUUUUCAGCACUGCAGCUCAGCAGAGAAGCACAGGAGACGAGUGUGGCCCUGAAGAUCCCCGAGACGAGCCCAAGCAUCCUCUGUCUGACUGUGCCUUGGAGCACAAAGCCAUCAAAUUGGAAGAGCAAGUCCGAGAUCUAACUGAGCGAUACCGGAGAGCCUUGGCUGAUUCAGAGAACGUCCGGAGGAGAACGCAGAAGUUUGUGGAAGAUGCUAAGCUCUUUGGGAUCCAGAGCUUCUGCAGGGACCUGGUGGAGGUCGCAGACAUCCUGGAGAAGACAGCCGAGAGCGCCGCGGAGGAAGCCGAGCCCAGCAACCCCAACCCAACCCUGCAGAAGAUCUACGAAGGCCUCUCCCUCAUCGAGGCCAAACUGCAGAGCGUCUUUGCCAAACAUGGCCUGCAGAAGAUGAGCCCCGUGGGGGGCAGGUACGACCCCUACGAGCACGAGAUCGUGUGCCACGUGCGGGCCGAGGGGCUGCAGCCUGGCACCGUCGCGCUCGUCACCCAGGACGGCUACAAACUGCACGGCCGCACCAUCAGGCACGCGCUGGUCGGAGUGGCCGUGGAGUCUCAGGAGUGA
Molecule: messenger RNA, 600 nt
Organism: Acanthisitta chloris (rifleman)
Lineage: Eukaryota; Metazoa; Chordata; Aves; Passeriformes; Acanthisittidae
Gene: GRPEL2
Product: GrpE-like 2, mitochondrial (E. coli)
Exons: 3
Biological process (GO): protein import into mitochondrial matrix; protein folding
Cellular component (GO): PAM complex, Tim23 associated import motor
Molecular function (GO): protein-folding chaperone binding; adenyl-nucleotide exchange factor activity; protein homodimerization activity
Source: RefSeq, a predicted model, not a curated record